This is a messenger RNA of Gossypium raimondii (Peruvian cotton), 856 nucleotides long. RefSeq names its product probable glutathione S-transferase. NCBI's taxonomy places the organism in Eukaryota, Viridiplantae, Streptophyta, Magnoliopsida, Malvales, Malvaceae. Gene Ontology annotation, biological process: glutathione metabolic process. The record is from RefSeq and is a predicted model, not a curated record. The coding region runs from base 54 to 734 and encodes 226 amino acids. Gene Ontology annotation, cellular component: cytoplasm. Gene Ontology annotation, molecular function: glutathione transferase activity. The transcript is spliced from 2 exons.
GCAAUUAGUGAUUAACUGAUUGACUUUCUUUAGUCAGUAGAAUCAAGAAAAUCAUGGCAGGUGCUGCUGAAGAUUUGAAGGUGUUGGGGACAAAGCAGAGCAUGUUUACGCAAAGAGUUGUAUGGGCACUGAAGUUGAAGGGCGUUGAAUAUGAGUUCAUUGAAGAAGACCUUGUUCAUAAGAGUUCAUUGCUUCUGGCACUGAACCCAGUUCACAAAAAAGUUCCUGUACUCGUUCAUGACGGAAAGCCCAUCGCCGAAUCCAAAAUCAUCCUCGAAUACCUUGAUGAAACAUGGAAAGAAAGGCCUUUAUUGCCGGAGGAUCCUCGGGAGAGAGCAAAUGUUCGUUUCUGGGCUGCGUUUAUUGAUGACAAGUUGAUGGAAGCAUCGAAGAAAGCAUUUGUUUCGACCGGAGAUGAUAGAGCGAAGGCGAUGGAGUCGACGAUGGAGGGCUUAAAAUUACUGGAACAAGAGCUUCAAGGAAAAAAAUAUUUCAGUGGAGACGAAGGGAUUGGAUAUUUUGAUAUCGUAGCGGGAUGGAUUGCAUAUUGGUUGCAGUUUAUUGAAGAAAUUGGGGGUUUCAAAGUAAUGGAGUCAACCAAAUUUCCUUGUUUGGAUGCAUGGAUCAAAAACUUUCUGCAAGUUCCGAGCGUCAAGCAAAGCCUUCCCUCACCCGAUGAAUUGCGCAAUGUCUUCGGCGCAAUUCGAAUGGCUAUGCAAAAUGAAAUAAUAUAAUUUUAAGUGUUCUGUUUUUUUUUUAAUGUUAUUUGCAUUUUUAUCUUUUGUAGCUGAUAAUUGGUGUUUGCGUGUUGGGCUACUGUAUUUGUCUGUUUAAUAAUGAAAAUGUUUUAAAGUUC